This is a messenger RNA of Paramecium tetraurelia, 3978 nucleotides long. RefSeq lists its product as uncharacterized. The record is from RefSeq and is a predicted model, not a curated record. Lineage: Eukaryota; Ciliophora; Oligohymenophorea; Peniculida; Parameciidae. The transcript has 4 exons.
AUGAGAAGUAUCUAAUAAGCAAAUUAAGGACAAGCACCAAUAGGGAUUAAAUAAAUUGACACUCAGAUAUAAAAAGUAAAAUCAGAACUGAAAAUUGAACAGUCAUAAGCAUUUGAGCGAACCAUGAGAGAGGCAAAAAUUAAUAAAGAUACUGCCUAAGUGUUGAGCCAGAGAGUUGAAAAAUUAUAGGAGGAAAAAGACAAAUAUAAAAAGCAAGCUGAUGAAAUCCUAAAGAGAACAGAAGGGCCAGGAAUCCACAGAUCAUCAAUACAUAGCAAUAGAUCUUAAAAAAUUGAUAAUGACAAAUUUACCCAAGAUUAAAUCAAACAACGAGAAAUACUUGCUUUAGAGCUUGAAAUGAAUUAAAAAGAAAAGUAAUUUUUGGCUGAGAUUGAAAAUCUGAAAAUGGAUAUUAAAUAAUUAACACAUGAUCUCAAUGAAGCUUGGAGUGAAAAUGAUCAGAAAGAUAAAUAAAUAGAGCAACUUUAAACUUAAAAUUCACUUUUAUAAAAAGAAAAAUUAGAGCUCUAGAAAAAAUUGAUGGAGGAAAAGUCAAUCCAAAAAAAAUAGUAAUCACCUUAAAAAAUAAUAGAACCUUAAAAUAAUUUAAUUAAUGAAAACUCUGCUAUUAUUGAAAAAUUAAAAAAGUAAAUUUAAGAGUUGUAAGAAGAAAUAAGUGAAUAUGAUGAAACAAUUAAUUCACAUCAAUAAGAAAUAUUAGAGUGGAAAAAUAAAUUUUCAUAGCUCCAAAAGAAUAAAGAUGAAGUUGAUAAUUAUUAUGCAAUUGCUUAUAAUGAAAUUUAGAAUCUUUUAGCAUCAAAGGAGGAAAUGGAAAAUUAAAGAAAGGAUGAUAAAAAUAAUAUCAAUCAAUUGGAAGCAACUAUUAUAGUGUUAAAGAAUAAUUUAAAUGAGUUUGAAAAUAACAAUAAAAGACUUUAAGAUUAAAUUGAUAUAAUUCAAAAAAAUAAUUAAGAUUUGAGGGCUGAAAAUUUAAAAUAAUUUGAAUUAUUGGCCUCAAAACCUUUAGAAGUAAACUCAAAUCUAUAAAAUGAUUUGAUUGAAUUACACAACGCUCCCAGCAAUAGCAAUGGAGGAGAAGAAUUUAUCUCAUAGUUCAAUCAAUUAAGCGAUGAUUUUUAGAAUUUGAAAUCUAAAUAUACAGAAGUUUUGGAAUAAAAGUAAACUAUGGAAAAUGAAAAUAAUAAAAAGGCAAAAGAAAAUUCACUUUUGAAUGAUGCAAUUAAAAAAUUAGAAAAUAGAAUUAAAUCUUAAGAGGGAGAAAUUUAAGACUGGAUAAACAAAUAUAAUUCGAAAAACACUGAACUUAAUGCCAUUUUAGAGUAAGAGAAUAAUGAUAAAUUGAAAAUAGAAGAACUUGAGUUGCACAUAAAGGAUUAAGAAAUCAACAUAAAUGAUUUAGAAAUAGCAUUAAAACAUUCGCAAAAGGACUCAACACCCAGACCCCCCCCCCAUCCUAAUACACUUAAAUAGAGAGAAUUAGAGGAUAAAUUAAAGCAAGCUAAUGUACAAAUUAAUGAUUUGAAAAAAGAAACUUAAUCUCUGUAAUAACAACAAAAUAAAUAAGAUGAGUAAAAUGAAUAAGACCUCAAUUAAUUGACUUCAGAUUUAGAGAAACAAAAUAACAAAUUGAAACUUGACAAUGAUAAAUUAAUAUCUCAAUUAAAUGAUGCAGAGAAAAAGAUUUCUGAUUAAGAUUAAAUAAUCAAAUAAUAAAAAAAAUAAUAAGAAGAAUUAGAAUAAAAAUAGAAAUAAAUACCAAAAUCAAAUCCAAGUGAAAGUAAUCAAGAACAAGAAGCUUUAAUUGAAAGAUUAAAUUAAAGUAAUGAAUAAUUAGAAGUAAAUAAUUCGUAAUUAAUGAAAGAGUUGAAUUUAAUAAAGAAUAAAAAUAGUAAGAACUUAAGAAGUAAAUUUAUUUUAGUAGGAAAGUUGAUGUAAAUCGAAAAAUUGAAAUCUGAUUAAGAAGAAAAAAUAAAAAAACAAAAAGCAAUCAUUAAUGAAUUGUUAGGAAAUUAAAAAAAUUAAAAAACAGAAAAAGAAAAUUCAUCUGAUCCAAUUCCAUAAGUGAAUGAACCAUAAAUUGAAUAGUAAGCUGAAAAUGAGUUAGAUACUCAUUAAAAUAUAUAAGAGGAAUUAGUAAAAUAAAAAUAAAGAAAUUAAAAGUUAUUAGGCAAAAUUUUCAGGAUAUUAACCAAACAAAAAUAAAAAGAUGCUAUCAUUACAUAAUUAGAAGAAAGAAUUGAAAAAUAAAAGGCAAUAAAUUAAGAAUUAAUUGAAAAUUAAAAGAAUAGCGAAUAAUAACCAAAAUUAAAUGAAGAAGUAAAACAACAAAAUGAAGUAGAGCAUGGGCAUGAAUAACCUUAAAUCUAAGAUAAUUAAAAUUAAUAGGAAUAAAAAAAUGAAUUAUUGAAGCUUAAGACUUAAAAUUAAAAAUUAUUAUCAAAAAUUUUGAGAAUAAUGACCAAAUUAAAAAUAAAAGAAGAUGAAUUAUAAAAUUUAAACGAAAGACUUAAAAAAUAACAAGCUAUAAAUGAUGCCAUCGAUAUUGAGCCUAAAGAAAAAGAAGAGGUAUAACCGGAAUAAGAAUAAUUAAUAGUAGAUGACUAAUAAAAUAAUAAAUAGAUUAAUAUGGAAGUAGAGAACAAAGAUGUUGACCAUGAUUAAAUGAAAAUAAAAAAUUAAAAUUAAAGACUUUAGGGAAAAUUAUUUAGAACUAUGUUUUUAUUAAAUAAAAAAAAUAAUGAAAUUGAGUCACUAUUGCAGAGAAGUUAGAAAUAAAAAGCAUAAAUUGAGGUAUUAAAUAAUUAGAUUCACGAAAAUAAUAUAAAUUCAAAUUAGAUUAAGGAUCAAGAAAAAGAACCAAACUUUAAUUUACAAAAUAGUUAACAAGAAUAACCCCAACAGGACCUCAACUCCAAUGAAAUAGAGAAAUAGAAUGACGUCUUAAGAAAUCAAAAAAUUAAUAAGAUGGCUGCUAAAUUAUUCAUGAUUAUGAGUAAAUAUAAUAAGUAAAAUAAACUGAUAGAAAAUUUAAACGAAAGACUAUCUAAGUACAAAGCUAUUAUUGAAUCUUAAAGUUAAGAGAAUUAAUAAUCUUAGGCUGAAAAUAUUAACAUUACUGAUGUAAAAUUAGAAAAUGAUAAGACUUCAACACAAUAAUAAAUGGAACUUUAAAAUGCUAAUGAGUAAGAUAACGUUAGACUUAGGAAUUAAAAUAACAAAUUAUUAGUCAAAUUAUUCAGAGUUAUGAGCGGAUUAACCAGAAAAAAUAAUUAAAUUUAAUUACUAGAAUAAAGAUUAACAAAAUAAAAAGCAAUUAUUGAUUCAUUAACAUAAGAACAAGCUACAAAUUAAGAAGUUUAGGAAUAAUCCAAUCAUCCAAACAAAGACAAUCAAAACAUUUAACCUAACUCAGAAUCUUAAGAACAAUAGAUCAAUCAUUAAAAUGAAAUUUCUAUUUGGAAAUAUAAAUAUAAUAAAUUGCUUGCAAAGUUAUUUAGAAUUUUGAGCCAACAAAAGAAAAAAGAUAAAGAAUUAAUUUAAUUAAAUGAAAGAUUAAAUAUAUAAAAAGCCAUUAAUGAUUAAUUAAUGGUCGAAACAAAUUAGGAUGCUUAAAUAAAAUUAGAACCAGAGUUACAUCAUUAAGAAAUAUCUCUUCAAGCUGCUUCUGAUAUAAAUCCAGAAAAAUAAUCAGAAAUAUUUAAUAACAAUGAAUUCUUGAAGAUUAAGAACUAAAAUGCUAAAGCUUUAUCCAAAUUAUUUAGGUUAUCAUUUUUGCUGUAAAAAUAGAACAAAGAAAACAAAUAAUUAAAUGAUAGACUAGUGAAAUAAAAUGCAAUAAUAGAAGAAUUUUCAAAAAUAUAAAAUAGUUCGCAUUAGUUAAAAGUAAAAAACGGCAAACUUUUAGCAAAACUAUUUAUUCUUACUAGCAAUUUAAAUAUAGUAAAAUAAAGCUAAUGA